CAGCCUGAAGGUUUGGGUUAAAUGGGUAAGGAAGGUGCUCCAAAACUGAUGCAUCCAGAGGUGGAGGAGAGAGGACACUGGGGGAGUAAGGUGGAGUUUCUCCUGGCUGUGGCAGGAAAUGUUGUUGGCCUCGGCAACGUGUGGAGGUUUCCUUACCUCUGCUACAAAAAUGGAGGGGGUGCAUUCUUGGUGCCAUAUUUUGUAUUUGUGGUGACUUGUGGGGUACCCCUUUUCCUGCUGGAGACAGUAGUUGGUCAGUAUACCCAGGAAGGCGGCAUCACAUGCUGGAGGACGUUGUGCCCACUUGCAGAAGGUAUAGGCUAUGGUGGCCAGCUAAUUCUUCUCUACAGUUGUAUGACUUACAUCAUUAUUCUGUCGUGGGCUUUAUUCUACCUGGCAUUCUCCUUCAGCACCCAACUCCCGUGGGCCAGCUGCAACAACUACUGGAACACAGAUGAGUGUGUAGACUUUUCAUCAGGAAAUGAGACCAUCCAUUGGACCAACAAGACAAAUUUGACUUCUGCAGCCACCGAAUUCUGGGAACGACGGGUGCUGGCUAUUUCAGGGGGUAUUGAAGAGUUGGGCAAUAUCAGGUGGGAGGUGCUGUUGUGCCUUAUUGUGAUGUGGGUGGUCUGUUACUUUUGCAUCUGGAAAGGUGUCAAGUCAACAGGAAAGGUGGUGUAUUUUACUGCCACCUUUCCCUAUGUGAUGCUAAUAAUACUUUUGAUUCGAGGACUCUGUCUACCUGGUGCUUUUGAAGGAGUAGUGUUUUAUCUUCUGCCCAAUCCAUCACGACUUACAGACCCUCAGGUGUGGAUGGAAGCUGGUGCUCAGAUUUUCUUCUCAUACAGUGUUGGUGUGGGUUCCCUUACUGUGCUAGGCAGCUACAACACAUACAACAACAACUGCUACAGUGGUACCAGUAUUGUAGCUGGGUUUGCAGUCUUCUCUGUGCUGGGAUUCAUGGCUCAUGAGCAAGGUGUUCCCAUUGCAGAAGUGGCAGAAUCAGGUCCAGGUUUGGCGUUCAUUGCAUACCCUCAGGCUGUAGCCAUGAUGCCCUUUCCCCAACUGUGGUCCGUCUUCUUCUUUGUCAUGCUUAUUCUCCUGGGACUGGAUACACAAUUUGUGGCCAUGGAGGUGGUGAUGACAUCCAUCAUAGAUAUGUUCCCAAGAGUUAUGCGCAGGGCAGGACGGCGGGAGUGGUUCCUCCUCAUUUUCUGCCUAAUUUGCUUCUUUUCUCAGCUCUUCAUGAUCACCGAAGGUGGAAUGUACGUGUUUCAGUUAUUUGACUACUACGCAUGUAAUGGAACCUGCAUCCUCUUUCUCAGUGUGUUUGAAACUCUAGCGUUGGGAUGGGUAUUUGGGGCAGAGAGGUUGUACAACAUCAUAAAAGAUAUGACUGGUGUUCAUCUGAACCCACUCUUCAAGAUCUGCUGGCUCUAUCUCACUCCGCUGGUCUCACUGGGAUCUUUCAUAUGUUCUUUAGUUGAAUACCAGCCUCUGACCUUCAAUCGUUGGUAUGUGUAUCCAUCCUGGGCAUAUGUGCUGGGAUGGGUUCUGGCUCUCUCCUCCAUCCUGCUUGUUCCUGGAUGGGCGUUUUACAAACUGUGCACUGGAACUGGGACCCUCAGUCAGGACUUAUAA
This is a messenger RNA of Nematolebias whitei (Rio pearlfish), 1644 nucleotides long. Its product is annotated as sodium- and chloride-dependent GABA transporter 2-like. Gene Ontology annotation, biological process: sodium ion transmembrane transport. The record is from RefSeq and is a predicted model, not a curated record. Lineage: Eukaryota; Metazoa; Chordata; Actinopteri; Cyprinodontiformes; Rivulidae. The coding region runs from base 22 to 1644 and encodes 540 amino acids. The transcript has 14 exons. Gene Ontology annotation, cellular component: membrane.